This is a messenger RNA of Cladophialophora immunda, 1392 nucleotides long. RefSeq lists its product as uncharacterized. Lineage: Eukaryota; Fungi; Ascomycota; Eurotiomycetes; Chaetothyriales; Herpotrichiellaceae. Bases 1 to 1392 code for a protein of 463 amino acids. The record is from RefSeq and is a predicted model, not a curated record. The transcript has a single exon.
AUGAAUGAACCGGCAAUGAUAUCCUUCUUCAGCAUCACAGGGGUAAUCCUACUUGUUGCAGGCAUCGCAAUUUGGAGAACAUACCACAAGAGCCGAAUGCACGACAAACCCAAUGAUGAAACAGCAAUAGAAAACAACGGCGAUCCCAGGCACGGCGUUCAAAAUUUGAGGAUCCGUGCGGGUAACACGGCAGAUUUGGAGCAGCAGGCAGACAAUCAAGGCGGAAGGUGGAGGUGGAGAAAGAUCCUUGACAGAGUCAGCUGGGCCCAGGUACCAAACAGUGCAGAAGAUCCAGAAGAGAUGCGAGCGAUGGAACGACAACAAGGUGUCAACGAAAAGGCCGAUCAAGCAAUCGUUUCUGGGUCCAUCUCCGGCGUCGAGGCUGGGACGAGAGACCUAAGAGAUGUUGAAAAAGGACCAAGACCCACGGACGUAGCGUCAUUCGAGAAGCUGGGUGGAUAUCGAUACGGCGAUUUCGCAUAUGGGCAUGACAAUAUGGCGCCGCUUCCGGUCCCGACCUUGGUCGAAUAUCGUCAUGCGCCCGGCAUUGCGGAGGUCGAAGCCGUUCCGGCAUGCUCGUAUCCUUCUCAAGUCUGCGACAGAGACUCGAUAGAGGCAGGACACAGGCCUCGACUGACAUCGUACAAUGGGUUCCCACCGAUGCACCAACACCGUGACGAUGUGAUGGCAGCUCUCCCGAUCCCAAAAGACCAUCCACUUUCGCAACAUUAUCCGGUGGCUCAAUGCCCAGCACCUUCCACAAUUCCACAUCAAGAUGCAGGUUGGAAACCUCCAGUAUUCCAGUACGAGCGCGACAGUCUUGUCCCUGCACCUCUCAACCCACGUCGCGGAAGGCAUAACCCCGACAUGGAUCAGGAUGACAACCAACCUUCAACCACCAAACCAGUGCGGAUAGCUGGGCUCACACUGGAACGACCUUCGAGUGCUCAUUCUCGGCGAGCACCAACCUCUAGGUCGGCAUCAAAAGAAGGUCACGAGGAGAGAUACAGCGUCUUUGAGAGUCCGCUGCGCCAGCAUCCCCCUGAGCUGAACAACGAAUUACAAGAUCCAAGGAAGACGCUCGGCCAAACUUCAGUGCACACGCCAAGAUCUAUGGUUGGCGAGGGUCGAGCAACAGAUGACGUCCGAAAUGAUUGGCCUUUGACAACAGACAUGAAGAAUUGUUCAUUCCGAUCCCCAAACCAGCCUGUGAGCGUAUCCGAGCAUCGUCACCACCCACAUCAACGCCAUCGGCAUUUCAGCUCGUGCGACGCUGCUUGGACGACGUUUCCUCUGACUCCAUCGUCACAGUCAUCCCGCAAGCCGUCGAGAUGGAGUUGGACAGCCGAGAACUUCAGGGUGGCCGGGAUGGAGGGGGAGAAUGUCGUUUGA